Molecule: messenger RNA, 1098 nt
Organism: Microplitis demolitor
Lineage: Eukaryota; Metazoa; Arthropoda; Insecta; Hymenoptera; Braconidae
Exons: 3
Coding region: 1-1098 (365 amino acids)
Molecular function (GO): nucleic acid binding
Source: RefSeq, a predicted model, not a curated record
AUGAAAGGACUAUCAUCCAUUCAGUGGGGUGCUAGCACACAAGUCCUAGGCAAUACCUACAAGACUGGCAAUGGGAGCUUUUCAGAACAAGCCCUACCACUGAAAUCUUGUCAGAAGCAAAGGAAUUCUCACUCAGCAACAGAAGAGCUACCGAAUAAUCCGGAGUUCUUUACGCGCAACCAACAUCUACUAGCUGAAUACGAAAACCAUCCAAAUUUACUUAGGCCGCUAAGAUUCAGACUGCCAAACUAUCUAAGUCUAAUCAAUUCCUCUCUGUCGCAAUUAUUCAAAAGGUCUCUAAGUCCAAUCCCCUCAUGGGAAGAGUUAAAAACUCUUACAGACUGGACCUUGAAUGAAAAUGUUAAAAACCUAACUUCUCGUGACACCUUCAAGGCUCUCUUCCUAGAGAAUAAAGCCAAGUACCAUGACUACCAGGUCUUUUUCACGGACGGAUCUAAAAAAGAAAACAAACCUAGUUACUCGAUUGUAUCAAACGAAGAGAUCACAGUCAACAGCCUUUCUGACACUUACUCCAUAUUCUCAUGCGAAGCCUUCGCUAUAUUAAAGUUGCUGGAAAAACUAAAUACUCCAGUUGAUUCUAAAAUACUCCAAACCAAUAACACUCAAGUCAUCUUAGCCUGGGUUCCAUCCCACCAAGGUAUCGAGGGAAAUGAAAUUGCGGAUACCGAGGCCAAAAAUGCGUUAAAUAAACCAAUUGAACCGCAAGCUAAGACAUCACUGUCAGACUUUAAAAAGUACAUUCACAGACUUUUCAUGAAGGACUCUGGCCUGGACUCAACUAAUACUAUAAUUGAUGAUACAGCUCUGACAAGAAGAGAUCAGGUUAUCCUAACUAGACUGAAAAUAGGUCACACUAACUUAACUCAUUGCUACCGUCCUGAAAAAAAAGAUCCACCUGUCUGCCCACGCUGUGGAAGCAUACUAUCCGUAAAACAUCUUAUAACUAGUUGCUUACUGUACCAGAGUGAAAGAACACAAGCCAACCUACCAAUGAACCCUGAGGAACUCUUUACUACUGAACAUCGCAGAAAAGUUAUAAAAUUUCUUAAAUUGACUAAGAUAUACAAUAAAAUCUAA